UUACGAUACUUCUGAAAAAAUGUAUCGAUAUUCAAUGGACUAAAUUGUCAUCAAUUUUCUUGCAUCUCCCGAGUUGGUUUCUGAAACUUAUUACAUAAAUAGGACUAGUAGUAAACAAAAAUGUUACGUCCAUCUAUUUUAUCCAAAACCAUACCCAAGUGUCUGCAAAUAGCAUGUCACAAUUCGAAUGCGCUAUCUGUAGUGCCUCAAUUGAAUGGUUUUUUGGUUCGUCGACAACAAACUCUGCCAGUUGUGGACUCGUCUCAAGCAUUAGAAAAAAAAGGCUACUCGCCGUUUGGCACUAAGCAAACUUCUGUGGCCGAGUGGUCAUUAGCAAGACUCGAUGAUCUGUUAAAUUGGGGUCGUAAAGGAUCAAUAUGGCCAUUGACAUUUGGUUUAGCGUGCUGUGCUGUAGAAAUGAUGCACAUCGCCGCACCACGCUAUGAUAUGGAUCGUUACGGAGUGGUAUUUCGAGCAUCACCGCGCCAAGCAGACGUAAUUAUUGUAGCUGGUACAUUGACCAACAAAAUGGCACCGGCAUUGCGUAAAGUCUAUGAUCAAAUGCCUGAGCCACGGUGGGUUAUUUCUAUGGGAAGCUGUGCCAACGGCGGCGGUUAUUAUCACUAUUCGUACUCUGUGGUUCGAGGCUGCGACCGAAUAAUACCUGUCGAUAUUUAUGUCCCAGGCUGUCCGCCUACCGCAGAGGCUCUGAUGUACGGUGUCUUACAGUUGCAGAAAAAAGUAAAACGCAUGAAGACUCUUCAGAUGUGGUACAGAAAAUAAAUCAAAUCUGAAAAUGAUUAUUUAAAUUAAAAAUGCCAUGAAUAUUAAAUACGAUGAAGAUAACAUAUUAUAUGUAUUCAAUUUAGGAGAAACAUUUUCUUGUUCAAGAUCAGAUUUGUUUUUCAUGUACAGUUUUUGCAUAUUUGGGACAUGUACAUAUGCACAUCGUUAAAAUGUGUAAUUGGAUAAUCUGAAAAAAUAAAUGCUUGGCUCAGUG
Molecule: messenger RNA, 1000 nt
Organism: Drosophila obscura
Lineage: Eukaryota; Metazoa; Arthropoda; Insecta; Diptera; Drosophilidae
Gene: ND-20
Product: NADH-quinone oxidoreductase subunit B 2
Exons: 2
Coding region: 121-783 (220 amino acids)
Biological process (GO): electron transport coupled proton transport; aerobic respiration; mitochondrial respiratory chain complex I assembly
Molecular function (GO): quinone binding; 4 iron, 4 sulfur cluster binding; NADH dehydrogenase (ubiquinone) activity
Source: RefSeq, a predicted model, not a curated record